GAUAGACUGUCUUUUCAGACCCCUCGGGUGGCCAGUUUAGUUCUGGUUGGCAUCCGAACUGCAUUGUCGCGCAGGGUCCAGGGAUGCUGCGGUAACAAUCGUCCUUCGUUUUCAAGAUCCGUUUUUUAUUUUCCGACCGAUGAAUACGACAGGAAAAUAAUACACGCUGGAAAUUUCGCCGUGGUUGCUGUCUGUCAGAGCGUUCGUGUUGGUGCAGUUUUCUGAGGGGCGGUUUCGAUAACUGCAGCGAUCGAUCACGUGCGUCGCUCAGCUGUUGCAUGUCAAAGUUAAAUAAUCGCGGAGUUAAAAAGAAUGAUAUAGAAUUGUGCUGUAAAAGGCGCGUUGAAAACCACGGACACGGUGAACCGAGCUGCAAAGUUACGUGUUUACGAGAGUAUACGAAGUGAACGGGUGAACGCCACCUCACCGUGUUUCCCCGAUUGCAAAUACCACUCGCGCGUUACCCGCGCGAAUCGCGGCGGGGAAACGCUCGCGCGAGCGUUCGCGACCGCGCGUUUUUUCUCACCCGAAGUGAUAUUUAAUCGGAGCGCGAGAGAGAAACCUACGCGCUCCGCGACAGAAUUCGUCGGUAAAACACCGUUUGGCGCGUGGCGCGCGAAAAGCGAACUCGUUUUCCACUCGCAGGUUCGGACUCGCCGCCGAUUAAAUGACACUUGUGAAAUCAACGCGCGCGCACGCACACACAGGCAUUUUCACCGCUCCGAGCGAGAGAGGAAGCCGCGGUGAAGGGGCAGAAUUGUUUGUUGAUGGGACGUUCGUAGCUCGCUUUCGAGCAGUGCGCUAUGAGAACAGUUCCUGAAGGCAACGCCGACCUAGGCUAGGUGUUCUCCAAUCCACGAGAAAUUCGGGGAAGCGCGCGUCACGUCGCAUGAUCUUCGAUUUAGAUUUAGACUUUACUCACAAUCGUUACAAUCGAGGAGACUAACGCAAUCGUUUCUGGGAGGCCACGUUUACAGCGUUGGGAAUCACAAAGAGCAGAUAUGAGAGCGAAUCGUCGUUGGCGCGCGGUCUAAGAAUAUCUGCGACGCGGAUCGUUGAACCACAGGCUCUCCUUUCUUCUUUCCAAGUGUUUCGAGCCGCCCGGGAGAAAUAAAUCAGAAACUUUCUCCGACUAACGCUCGGCUCGCCAGUACUUCGUAAACGAUGUCGGGGGACACCACGUCCGACGAUGAGGGAUCGCAGGAGGAUCCGCCGCGAUACGACGUCGACGAUUUGGAAAUCAUCAAGACUAUCGGCACAGGCACUUUCGGCAGGGUGGUUCUCUGUAGGCACCAUGGAACAUUUCUCGCUCUGAAAAUCCUCUCCAUGGUCGACGUAAUUAGAUUGAAGCAAGUCGAGCACUUGCGCAACGAAAUCACAAUCCUGAAGGAAGUUAAGCACCCUUUCAUCGUCAACAUGCUAUGGAGCGGCAGGGACGAGGCUAGGGUGUACAUGCUGCUGGAAUUCGUCGCUGGAGGAGAGCUCUUCUCUUACCUGAGGGCGGCCGGAAGAUUCUCCGGGCCCACCAGUUGUUUCUACGCAGCCGAAAUAGUUUGCGCGCUGGAUUAUCUGCACAGCAAGCAUAUAGUCUACAGGGACCUCAAGCCGGAGAAUUUGCUCCUGGACAGUCAGGGCCAUCUCAAAAUCACCGAUUUCGGCUUCUCUAAGAAACUUACGGACAGAACAUGGACCUUGUGUGGCACGCCAGAAUACUUGGCGCCGGAAAUAAUUCAAAGCAAAGGACAUAAUAAAGCCGUGGACUGGUGGGCGUUAGGCGUUUUAAUUUACGAGAUGCUGGCGGGUUAUCCACCGUUCUUCGACGACAACCCUUUCGGGAUCUACGAGAAGAUCCUGAGCGGCAGGAUAGAGUGGCCGAAGCACAUGGAUCCCAUUGCGAAGGAUCUGAUCAAGAAGCUGUUGAUCGCCGAUAGAACGAAGAGAUUGGGAAACAUGAGGCAGGGUGCUGAAGACGUCAAGAGGCAUCGAUGGUUUAAGCUAGUCGAAUGGCCCUUGGUGCCACAAAGGGCCUUGACACCCCCGAUAAGGCCACGUGUGAAAACACCGGGCGAUGCGAGCUGUUUCGACGAUUAUCCUGAAACUGACUGGCGUUCUCAACCACCCUUGCCACCAGAUCAAUUAGUUUUAUUCCAAGAUUUUUGACAAUUAAUGUGAGCGAAUAGUUCGUUAAAUAGUCACAAAUAUUUUAUACUCACGAAUUCAUUAAGUCACUGCGCUAAACAAGAAAACACACUUUGUGGUAUAAAACAAUCGUGACAACACGUUGAUGAUAAUUAACUUUCCAUUCUGUACAUAGAUAACUUUUUAUUGCGUAUUACUUAUUUAUUUAUACGUACCGUAGACUAGGUAUUUCUCGUUGUUUUCAUGAAAUGCUGUAAAUAAAAGUUAAACAGUUCAAUUUUAAAUGUA
Monomorium pharaonis (pharaoh ant) is the source of this 2427-nucleotide messenger RNA. It is a transcript of the gene Pka-C3, whose product is annotated as cAMP-dependent protein kinase catalytic subunit PRKX. Gene Ontology annotation, biological process: protein phosphorylation. Gene Ontology annotation, molecular function: ATP binding; protein serine/threonine kinase activity. The transcript has 5 exons. Lineage: Eukaryota; Metazoa; Arthropoda; Insecta; Hymenoptera; Formicidae. The coding region runs from base 1165 to 2160 and encodes 331 amino acids. The record is from RefSeq and is a predicted model, not a curated record.